ACGUGAACCCCUUGGAGUCCCGAGUUUGGUAAACGCUGCCCUAACCUUAACCACUUAAUUUAACCAAUUUAAAUGUAAACUUCAUUGGAGUGACGUCAGAGUUUGACGUCCCUAAGGAUGCCGUAUUGCAAGGACCUAWAUCUCACCAAGACAACACGUCGGAAUCAACACAUUUAUAGGGAAGGAAACGCUAGACAGACUGUAAAAAGGUAUCAGUCAUGGAGGUUACAGAAAAGGUGAWGCCCAAAAACGCCCAGCUGCUAUCUCUUGGCCACAAUGACACUUGUCGCCUCUUGGAGGUGUAUGUGAAGCGCAGCAUCAGUUUAAAUGAUGGGACAUGUGAGGACCAGAGGUCACCAACAACGCCUCAGAAGUGGGUGACACUGCCAGAGAAAUGCAUAAGAGUCCGUCGGCAUUCUAGUGACGCCUUGAUCACCUUGGAGCCCAGCACACCUGACGAGGGCAUUGCCAGUAGCACACCACCUAAUGAGGAAGUUGUUAUACCAAAUGUGUCUAUAGUAGAAAUCCCUGGGCCUGCUGACAUUCCUGAGAUUGAGACGUCUACUGAACUGGAGAACAAGUCUAAAAAGGGCAAGAAGAAGAGCAAAAACACCUCUUUCUGGAAAGGUUUUCUGGGUUUUUUCUCGACGAAGGGGAGUGACAAGAAAGACGAGCAGGAGUCUGGCACAGAGAAAGAUGGACAGUCACAAGGAACCUUGCAGAAAAAGAAAUCCAUAAGGCAAAGUAACUCCACGAGGAGACUAUCUCUGAGAAGAAUCAAGAUUGACAGCCACAGAGGGUCUGUGAAGAGACCAUUGGCUUUGGACAGGGCCAAGACCACUGACAUAACUGGAGUUGAAUCGGUUUUGAGUGUGGGGCCUACUGACUCGUACUAUGAGAAAGUUUCAGAAGAGCUGGAGAAGAUUGUGCAUGAGGUGAAAGAGACAGAGACGGCUCUUACAGAUGAGGACGUCAUCAAAAGGAUCAUUGUUCUGAUGAAGCAGCAAGGAGACCUCAUUGAUAGCAAGCUGAAGGAGAACCCCARCUUGAGCUCAUUCUUCCAGAAGCUGUCCUAUAGCACCUUCCAGCAGUUAGCUGAUACGUACGUGGAGACAGAGACACCUACAAGCCAGAGCCGCCAUGCACCACACACUGCUGGAUCUGGGCCCGACAACGCCCCGGAGCUGGUCAAGCUUGCCUUCACUCUGGACUUCACAGCCAGGGUAGCCUGUCUCUCCAGGCAUUCCAAAGGCCACAUCAUGGGCCUGGGCCACCGCUACUUAGAAGACCGCUUCACCCAGACACAGGUAACAACACCAGAGGUUAAUCCAGAUCAGACGUUGCAUAACUAUGAUGAUCAUAAUCAUUGAUACGUCACAUGCAAAAAAGRCUGCAGGGGAAACCGAACAUUCUUCGUGGUGUAAAAGCACAUGGAGUGCUCCUCGAUUCCUUGUGACACAAAUGGAAUAGAUUACUUAAAGAUGACUGAAAAUGCAACCCAGAGGCAAGUCACGAAGGGAACAUCACACACAACACUUAUAGUAGGCCUUGUACCUGUACAUCUACACUAGGGCAAUCUGUGUAAUUACUAUGUUUACAGGUUAGUAAGUAAUGGAAAUGCAAUAUGGAGUUCUUAACACUUUUUACUAUGUUUACAGGUUAGUAAGUAAUGGAAAUGCAAUAUGGAGUUAACACUUUUGGUACACUCUGUAUUUAUUUACCUAAAUUAUAAAAUGUAAUAUGCCAUUUAGCAGGCACUUUUAUCCAGAGCAACUAAUCAUGUGUGCAUACAUUUUACGGGAAUUGAACCCACUAUGCUGGCAUUGCAGACACCAUGUUCUACCAACCUACGCCACAGAGGACCACUAGUGAUAGUAAGUACUAUGUACUGUAACUGCAUUCACUAACUACCCUGCUACAAGGUACAGGUACAUAGGUUAUUCCUCAUUCUUAAUCCUGGUUCUGGGGACACAAAGGUGUGCAUAUUUUAGUUUUUGCCCUAGCUCUACACACCUGAUUCCACUAAUCAAAGGUUUCAUGAUGAGUAAUCUAGGUGUGUUAGCUGGGGCUGGGACAAAACUGUGACAUCAAUCAGGCCCUCGAGGACUAGAAUUGCCCACCCCUGUAGGGUAAUGCCCUGUUUCUGGAAAUUAUACUUAUGACCCCUGUACCUUUCACCUGAAAGAAUAAGAAAAUCAAGCUAUUGAACAGAACUUUAUGUAUUUAUGUAGCAAUAUUUCUAGGAAGUAUAAUACUAAACAAAUUAUACUAAACAAAAAUAUAAAUGCAACAAUUUCAACAGUUUUACUUAGUUCAUAUAAGGAAAUUAGCAUACGUGUAUUUACACUUUUUUUUUUAUUGAGUACAAUCUUUAGUUUCAUCAUUGUUUUUCUGUUUUUUCAGUCAAAGGAUGAACUACUAAUAAAAAAAUGUGCAAUUUUAUACUGUGUGUCAACUAAAAAAGAAUACUUGAGUAUCCCGAAUAAUAAUGGUUUAUUGGUGUGCAUUUAAACAUGGUCAUUGUGAUGCACCGAGGUCACAAACUCCAUUUUAGACGAGACUGAUUUUAUKACCAAAAUUAUCCUAUUUACACUUUGUAGUCAAUUUUGACACUAGAAUAAAUGUUUGACUCAUAUUGUUGCCACAUAGGCCGUUUUCAAAGGGAUUAGUUGUUUUUUAGGGUCAGUUGCUCUAACAGACAUUCCCUGACAAACAUUUGGGCACAGUUUCUAAACCCAGAGGCGCAACAUCGUGACACUUCUGGGAAUGCUUGCGAUACAGACCAGGCUGGGGUUUGAGAAGUCAAAAAUCUAAAGSCACAACCUAGAUUKGAGUCAAUGCCUUAAGUAGUUGAACAUGCUAUUACUCCAACCUCAUGAAAGUGACAAACUGACACGUUUUCAUUUGUCAAAAACAACAUAUCGAARGAGUGCCUUUGAUUUGAUGGCCUGCACUUGCGUAGCUCGGUGUGAGAUAGCCGAUGACGUGUUUCUACGCAUGAGCUUAGCCAGCCAACGUCGCCUACAAGUGGGAUCGGCGAUUUCUAUUGGAGAAGCAGUUUUAGCCUAUCUUCAUACUGUACUGUCUUUGAUUUGGGCACACCUAUUUAAAAUGGUUCAAAUCAGCUGUGUCAAAUUAACCACAUCCAUUAGCUGGACCAAUAGAAACAUGGAAACAAUUAAAUUCAUGAACACAAUUUUCUAUAGAGGUUGAGAUGGGGKAUAAUUUAACUUUAGAACUGUUGACGAUUAAGUGAAUUAUUGACUAAAAACACAACUUGCUCUUAAAUAAUGUGAAUAAAUAUAUGCAUUCAGUAAAUAUAACCUAGAAUGUAUGUAGGUGAGGAUUAGGUCUGYUAUUCAUCUGCCAAGGACAACAUAGCUCGGGCCAGGAGUAUCCCCUCCUUCCAGGGACAUCCUCUCCAUGUGUGGGGAAGCCAGGGUCUCCUCAAUGCUGUGGCAAAACUCCAGUGGCAGCAGCCUCUGGCAGUGGUAGAGUAGAGACCUCAAACAAUCAAUCAAAUGUAUUUAUUAAGCCAUGUUUACAUCAGAAACC
Molecule: messenger RNA, 3555 nt
Organism: Salvelinus sp. IW2-2015
Lineage: Eukaryota; Metazoa; Chordata; Actinopteri; Salmoniformes; Salmonidae
Product: apoptosis facilitator Bcl-2-like protein 14
Biological process (GO): regulation of extrinsic apoptotic signaling pathway
Source: RefSeq, a predicted model, not a curated record